AUGGAGCCUCCCGACGUUCCGGACUACUACGACGACCUCGGUGUCGAGCAAACGGCCACUGCCGAAGAGGUUAGACGAGCUCACAAGGUCCUGGCUCUGAAGCAUCACCCGGACAAGCUCGGCCCCGGAAAUUGUGGCGACGCGCACGAGUUUCGCAAGAUCCAAGAAGCUUUCGAAUUCCUUCGGGACGAUGCAAAGCGGUACGAGUACGACCUCAACUACAAGAGCCUCCGACAGAAAUGGAAUCGGUACAGAGCAUGGCAAAAGCAUCAGGCGGAGGAAGAAGCCAAACGUCGGGAGGCUGAACGUCAAGCCCAGGAAGAAGUUGAACGCCAACGGGCCAGCCAAAGCUCUUGGACGAGAGAAGCACGCCAGAGAGCUGAGCGAAACGGAACCCCGACUGAAGCUCAACAAGACCAGUGGGAAGCUUUCCUAGUGGCAGAACGCAUGAUCAAGGAAAGAAUCGCGGCCAAAUGGACGGAUAUUCGAACCCGAUGCGACAAGAAGAUAACUGUCCGGGUGGAUACGGCGGCGCAACGAGUGAGGAACCAAACUCACGAGAGAUUGAGAAAGCGCGAAGAGGAGAUUCGAAGGGAAAUCGCACCUUUCUUCGAAGAAGAACGGCGCAAGGCCAUCGCCAAGGCCAUCGGCGAAGUUCACAGGCGCCUUGACGCAAGAGUGGAAGAGGACAUCAAAGCUUUUCAUCGAAAAAGGAAAGUUGAAGAGAAACGGAUCAUCAACCGGAUGGAAGAUCAGCGGAAAGUCUUUUACGAGCGAGCUCUCAUGAGAGCAGCAGAAAAGGAAGCCGAAGAGAAGAGAAAGGCCAUGGAAGACUUCCAGGCCCGUAUCAGGGAAUGGCAAGAAGAGAAAGCGGCCAGAGAGACCGUCGGCCGAGAAUAA
Molecule: messenger RNA, 900 nt
Organism: Colletotrichum karsti
Lineage: Eukaryota; Fungi; Ascomycota; Sordariomycetes; Glomerellales; Glomerellaceae
Product: DnaJ domain-containing protein
Exons: 2
Coding region: 1-900 (299 amino acids)
Source: RefSeq, a predicted model, not a curated record